Molecule: messenger RNA, 3510 nt
Organism: Pocillopora meandrina
Lineage: Eukaryota; Metazoa; Cnidaria; Anthozoa; Scleractinia; Pocilloporidae
Source: the annotation of a GenBank genome assembly
AUGCCUGGCGCAGCCUCUUCUCCUGUUUCUUCUGGAUCUUCUGUGCUAAAUGUAUCAGAGGAGAAAACGAAUGGCACGAAGCUAUUACGGCUGCUGGUUGACAGAGGAAGACACGUCCUACGCAAUUUAUUGCACUCUGUCUACCCAAUGGAUAAAUUACAAGUCGUAUUAAACAAUAAUAAGAAAAAGCUUCAACGGCUAAGGUCCGAAGAUGUAAUAUUUGAAAACCAGUGGGAAAUGUUAUUUCCUGCCUCAGGCGAUCCACCGGACUCGAAAACGUUCGACAUUACACUUUUACAUCUAUUACUUCGUGAAAUUUGCCAUCUUACGGCGCCUUCGACGGGAUGGCACAACAUGCCUGCAGAAGAUGAUAAUAGUCUCGAAGCAAACAUAACUCGCAUCAAAUAUUUCCGAAAUGAGCUUUUUCACAGCUUCUCUACCGGAAUUCCAAACGCCGAAUUCGAGUACAAGUGGAAGGAGAUUGCAUCGUUGUUAGAGGCAAUUGAUAUUUAUGUUCUACGAAAGAGGCACGAAGUGGAAAUGGAGGCGCUGAAGAAUGAUCCCACUGGUUACGAUACAAAGCUACAUUUGGAGGAACUAGCAAAAGAAUGGAACAAAAUACAGGAACAAGAAAGGAUUCACUCGUCAAGUUUUAGCCCUCGCAGCUGUCUACCGGACAGAAUACCUGAAAAACGUGUAUUUGGCCGCAACCAAGAAAUAGAGCGUGUCAAGAAAAUGGCCGUGGGUGGAGACGUCGCUGUUGUCCUGGUUACUGGUGGACCUGGAUUUGGAAAGACGACUGUGGCUGAAAGAGUGGCUCAUGAAUUAGCCAAAUCAGAGAAGGAAGCAACUGUGUUGUUUUGUAGUUUACUAACGAAGAAAAAUUUCAAAGAAGUGGCCGAAGAAAUAAUUAACUCGUGUGGUACAAUCAGCAGGCAAGUACCAGAGAAUCCGGGACAGUGGCUAAGAGACUGGAGCAAACGAGUUCGAAACCAGGUCACGUUUGUUCUUGACAAUGCAGAUAGCGUCCUCGAGUCGAGCGAUCGAGAAUCAUUUAUAAGCAUCUUAUCUGACGUAAGAAGGUUAUCGAGGCAAAAGGUAACAUUUGUCGUAACUGCAAGGAAAACAUUUGAGAAUCCUGACUUGCAGUCUUGCGAAGUCAGGUUGGGCCCUUUGUCCGCCGAACAGGCAAGAAAUCUCCUUAUUUCUAGGGUGCAAGUCUAUGAAGAUGCCCCGCAGAACCUUUGCAGGGCAGAAUACAUCGCCAGAAAUCUAUGUGGCUGCGUUCCUAUGGCACUUUACAUUGCUGGAUCCUUGCUAUUAGACUAUUCUGAAGAAACACUCAUAGAGAGCCUCGAAAAGGAACAAUUAGCGGUUUUAGAGGACGACCAAGGAUAUGUUGAAAAGGCCAUAAAGACUUCCUUUGACCUUUUGACGAAACUCGAACAAGAAGCUUUCAUUCUCCUAUCUUUGUUCCAAGGUUCAUUUGAUCUAGAUGCAGUCCAAGCUGUGACGCAGGCGGAAUGUUCGAUCUCGAGCUCCGGCGCUUUACCUAUCACCAUCCUGCGCUCCUUAAAAAACAGAUCUCUUGUGGAGAAGCUCUAUUCGCGCAGAUAUCAGAUGCAUCCGCUCAUUCAGUCAUACGCAAAGAAGAUGGGUCGAGAUAAGUAUGACAAACUUUUGGCAAUGGGCGGAAAACUGGCUUGUGUACACUUCAUGUCGCGCCUCGCGAAGAAUGCUAAUAUUUACUGGAGUAAGGACACAUGCAAGGAUUCCCUUGCAUCAUUUAAAGAAGACAAGUACAAUUUCGAACAUUUUCUUCAAAUUUACGCUCGAGGUAGGGAAGAACAAGAUACAAAGAUCGUGAACGGCUGUGAACUCCUUUUGGACAGUUUCCCUCAGAAAUGCAUGUAUUUGGAAAGAUGUCUUCAUCCAAGGUUCUACACUGAGCUCCUUGAAAGAUUAUUGAAAACUUUUGACUCUGGAAUCCAACCAGUGUGUGUAGUAGAUCUUUUGUGUCUUCUUGGUCAUGAAUACAGGAAAAAAGGAGAACAAGAGAAGUACAAAGAGGUCAUGGAUGAAGCGCAACAAAUUCGUUUGGUGAGUGAUGCUGCAUUUGCGAUGAAACCGUUAUCAGAAGUCUAUUUUCACAACAGCAAUGCUCGCUUCUUUUCUGAUAAAAAAGAUGUUAGAGUGAACAGACGGACUGAAAAGGAGGCUGCACUAGCUGUGAAAAUAUCCAGUGAACUGCUUCAUGAUCACCCGGAAAGAGCAGCUACUCUCCUCCUUUCAGGAAAUAUUACAAAGCGCAGUAAGCAGUUCGAUGCAGCCAAAGAAAUGCUCCAAGAAGCGUUGGAACUCUUUCAAAAGAGCCUUGGGCAACAUUUUAUGACUGCUGAAACCCUGAAGGCCAUUGGAGACCUUUACUUCUUUCUUGAUGGAAAGUCCGAAGUCGACUUUGAAAUCUGCCUUAAGUAUUAUAAAGCUGCUUUGGAAAUGUUCGACGACCUAGGAGUGGGUGAAAGCAAAGAAAGCAUCUUGACGAUAAAGAAUUUUGGAUUGUGUCACAUGAAAAGUGGGAACUUUGACGAGGCAAUGAAUCUACUCUCGAAAGCAGAGCAAAUUGCAGAACGAGAAUUAGAAGAGGAUCACACCUGGAAAGUCUUUAUAAAGACUUCACUGGCCCUCUUGCAUGAGAAUAUGAAUGAAGUUGAGCGGGCGAUAGACGUAAUGCACGAGGGACUGGUGCUGGGCAAGAAAUUGAAUCUAACCAUAUACAGGAUGGGAGAAAGAAAUUUGAUUGGAGAAUUUCUAGGCCGGUAUCCAGGGAAGUUCCCCGAGACUGAAUUCCCAAGUAAGUAAAUAUUGUGUUUAAUAUAGUGCUCGAUGUUCUUGUUAGUUAGCUGUCCCAUAUGAAGCAGCAAUUACAGCUUCUGCCUUACCAUGGAAGGAUAGUUUCAAAAUUAUCCCCACUGUUUGAUAUGAGGAGGGAAGGAUCUUGGCCUUACACUCAAUAAAAUUGCAGAGGUAGCUUAAAAGCACUCAUAAUUGAAUUGGGAACGUAUUAUAGUUUAUAUUUUAAAGCUUCCUCUCUGGGUAAGAACUUAAACAUCCAUAGUAGAAGCCACCUGAUCUGAAUAUCGACAUUCUUUAUGAAUUAACGUGAAAAGAAACUUCUUUUAAUCGCGCGCUUCAUUUUCCUAAAAAAUCCCUCUUACCUCUUUACGAGAUUGCAAGCUAUCAAUCAGAAAUUAUGAUUAAGUUUAGAAGCUUCUGAAGACACAUUUAGGCAUGUCGAGCUUUAAGUAAAGUAUAAGUUAGAGAGAAGUGUUACCCUUGUUAAAUUGCACUGUGAUGAUUCACGGCAUAAUUUAUACUGUGCUGUUAAUCUUUCAGGGAGUGUUGUCAGUCGAACAGGCCAUCGACUCCAACAGCCCCACUGGAAGGGGAAAGCUGGCUUUGGAAGAGGAUGGAAUCAUUGAGAAAACUAAGGAAAAGGGUUGUUACUGA